UGUCGCGUGCCGUUGCCUGUGACGUCAUGAGAUGGCCGGCGUCGCGGGAUACGUGGAGCUGUUGUCCCGCUGCGGCGAGGCGCGGGCGAUCGCGCGGAUCCAGGCCGCGCUGGUCACGUCGGGCCGUCUCCGGCGGAGCGCGGAGCUCCACGACGCGCUCAUCCGGGCGCUCUCCCGCUCCGCGCGCCCGCACCUCGCGCACCCGCUCUACGCGCACCUCCUCCGCGCGGGCCUCCUCCCCACCCCGCACACCCUCCCCUCCCUCCUCAAGUCGAUCGCGCUGUCCCCGGCGGCACCGGGCGCGGCGGCGCUGGCGGUCGCAGUGCACGCCCACGCCGUCAAGCUCGGCCUGGAGCGGUUCCGCCACGUGAGCAACGCGCUCAUCCGCGUCCACGCCGGCGUCCUCGGCCGGCUCGACGAUGGGUUCCUGCUCCUGCGGACAGCUGCUGCCGUGGACCCCGCCUCGUUCAACACCCUCAUCACGGCCUUCGCGAGGGCGGGGCGGGUGGCGGACGCCCGGAAGCUGUUCGACGAAAUGCCUGCCAGGAAUGCUGUGUCUUGGAGCGCUAUGGUUAAUGGGUAUGUGCAGGCUGGGGAUGGGAUGGAGGCUCUGGAGAUGUUUGCGCGGAUGCAAGCUGAAGGUGUUUGCCCGGAUGACACGGUGCUUGUUGGGGUGCUAGCAGCAUGUGCGCAGCACGGGGCACUAGAGCAGGGUAAGUGGGUGCAUGGUUACCUGAAGGCUAACGGCACUAGGAUCACUGUGUUUUUGGGCACUGCUUUGGUUGAUAUGUAUUCCAAAUGUGGCGAGGUGCAGCUUGCAAGGGACGUAUUUGAGACAAUGAAGGACAAGAAUUUACUGGCUUGGACUAGUAUGAUAAAAGGCCUGGCAGUCCAUGGUCGAGGAUCAGAGGCAUUAUCACUCUUCUCCCAGAUGGAGAGCUCAGGUGUGAGGCCAGAUGAUAUUGCCUUCAUUGGUGCAUUGAGUGCAUGCACACAUGCAGGGUUGGUUAACAAGGGUCGGGAGCUUUUUGAUUCCAUGGUGAUGAAGUAUGGCAUUAAACCAAAGAUUGAGCACUACGGAUGCAUGGUGGAUCUUCUGGCACGAAAUGGCUUGCUCGACGGGGCAAAAGAAAUGAUUCAGAAAAUGCCCAUGAAACCAGAUGCCCUGAUUUGGGGAGUUCUCAUGGCUGGUUGUAGAUUUCACAAGAAUGUGGAGUUGGCUGAGUAUGUUGGCAAGCAUUGGAUUUUGUUGGAACCUGACAAAAGUGGUGCCUAUGUACUUCUAGCUAACAUUUAUGCUGCUUCAGGUAGGCACAAUUCUGCGAGGGAAAUUAGGAACCUAAUGCGUGAAAAGGGAAUUGACAAGACACCUGGUUGUAGCACUGUGGAGAUUAAAGGAAUUAUUCACCAAUUCAUUGUUGGAGAUCUGUCUCAUCCAUGCAUAAAAGAUAUUUUAACAAAGUGGCACGAGAUUGAUAGUAGAAUUAGGUUAGAGGAGGGGUACAUUCCAGAUAAGAAGGAAGUUUUGGUUGACAUUGAAGAAGAGGAGAAGGAGGAUGCUCUCAGCAGGCACAGUGAAAAGCUGGCAAUUGCUUUUGCUUUGAUUAGUACUAGUGACAAGAUGCCCAUUCGGAUAGUCAAGAACCUUAGAGUUUGCCAUGAUUGUCAUCAUGUCACCAAACUAAUAUCCAAAGUAUAUGGGAGAGAAAUUAUUGUUAGAGAUCGAACACGCUUCCAUUUGUUCAAAGAUGGCAGUUGUUCUUGCAAGGACUAUUGGUAACAGAUAACAAUGUUUGGGCAGAUAUUGGAACCUGAUUCAUGAGUAUUAGUUAGUCAAAAACUUUUGUUCGUCAAGAUUCCUUAGUAUCAGGGAUCCCCAAGUGGAGGGAAUGAGGAUAAUUAAUGGAAAAAUUCCUUGCUUCUACUAAUCUACACCUGUUGUUAUGCUGUUAUCAAGUUAACAUCCAUGGAUACAAUUGUUCAUCCUUUACUUAGUGAUAUCUGAACCUUCAAAUACAGUGAUUAAUCUGCAUUGAACUCAUGCUAUAUUCAUUUGCGGAAACUAAGGAUAUUGCCUUUUUAAUCGAUAAUUACAAGUAAGGUAAUAAGAGGUGUGAACCUUGUCUAUGGAUUAUAUGGAAAUGCUACUGGUAGGACCGGGAUUUGAAGGCACAGGAUAGAGGUUUGCUGUUCACGCGGGACUGUAGCGCGUGAACAAUGCUUGGAUUAGUUGGUUUGUUAGGAUAGAGACAAGUUAGAUUCAUACAGUUAGGAUAUUUGCUUAGGGGUCAAGGUAGUCAUCUCUAUAAAAAGAUACCCUUGUAUCAGUUGAGGUCAAGCACUUUAUUUCCGUAUGGUGGCAAGACCUCACUGAUACAUGGGUGUCUCUUUUGCAGAGACGACUAACUUGACCCCUAAGCAAAUAUCCAAACUGUAUGAAUCUAACUUUAUCUCUAUCAUAACAAACCAACUAAUCCAAGCACUGUUUUAUCUUGCCCUAGUUCUGACUACCAUAUCAGAUCCAUUGCCACCAUUUGUACCCUACUAUGGUACUUAAUAAGAGAUGAACUGUCCAACAUGGGUAGAGAUUAAAUCUUUGCACUGGGAGAUCUAGGUAAAUAGAGGCAGUACAUUUUCUGGAGACAGAUAAAAUAAAAUUUAACUGGGUAGAGCAGUUCAUUUUCUUAUGCUAGCAUAGGAAACAUAUUAUCUGUUUUAUAAUCAAUACAUUGUGUGCUAAGGAAAUUUAAAUUGAUAGGUCUUGAAACUUAUGCACAUUCAUGAAUUUUCCUGAUGUUUAAUGCAAAAUAUUACCAUAGCUAUGUUAAGUGCGUUGAAGUUGGUUCAAUUCAAUAAAUUUGUAGGUAACAUUACUAUCCUGAUGCAUUAUUUUAUAUAGCACUGCAUAUUACUAUUCUUUGUAGCUAACAUUAUUGAAACUUGUCAGGUCUGACCAUGACAAUCUAGAUACUGCUUAAAUUUAAAAACUGCCACUUUUUGGUUACUGUCUUUGUCACAGGAAGUUGUGGAAACACUCAUUUUGUACCUAUGCUUAGAUGAAGGGUGGGAACAUUUCUCGUCAUGCCAUAUCUUUAAUAUCUGGGGUUGCUCUCUACUGUUCAUGAAACUUUGAGAUGGUUUGGCACUAAAUGCAUUCGUACUAUUCUCUAAAAAAUGCAUUCUUACUAGGAACUGCUUUUUUAAAUCCAGGUU
Molecule: messenger RNA, 3213 nt
Organism: Panicum virgatum (switchgrass)
Lineage: Eukaryota; Viridiplantae; Streptophyta; Magnoliopsida; Poales; Poaceae
Product: pentatricopeptide repeat-containing protein At5g66520-like
Exons: 1
Coding region: 32-1780 (582 amino acids)
Biological process (GO): RNA modification
Molecular function (GO): zinc ion binding; protein binding; RNA binding
Source: RefSeq, a predicted model, not a curated record